Messenger RNA from Penicillium arizonense, 300 nucleotides. RefSeq lists its product as uncharacterized. NCBI's taxonomy places the organism in Eukaryota, Fungi, Ascomycota, Eurotiomycetes, Eurotiales, Aspergillaceae. The transcript has a single exon. The record is from RefSeq and is a predicted model, not a curated record. Bases 1 to 300 code for a protein of 99 amino acids.
AUGUCCUCGUGGAUCAGCGAUGGAACCGACAUUACGUCUCAGAUUGAACGCCUUUUCAGUGGUGAACAUACAAGGCUGGUGCCGACCAUUUUGCCUGAGGAUGCUACUGGCAAAAUUGCAUUCCGAUCCUACACUACUAAUGAUGCCAAGCCGAACGUGGGAAUUGGUGCCUCUUCCAGUCUGUUCUCGUCAAUCUAUGAUGUCGGCAACUGGCUGAUCCUUGAUUUAUUUCUUUUGGGUGGUUUUGCCACUGAUCUGUUUGCCUUGAUGUUGAGAAAGAUGGAAAGGUUAAGGCUAUGA